Messenger RNA from Geodia barretti, 1638 nucleotides. The record is from the annotation of a GenBank genome assembly. Lineage: Eukaryota; Metazoa; Porifera; Demospongiae; Tetractinellida; Geodiidae.
AUGACGCCCCGCUCUCUCUUCGGACGGCCGCCGUCUCCGGCCCCGCCCGUUUCGCCGCCGCCGACCGAACCUCGGAUCGAGACGGCAGCCGCAGCCCGGCCGGGGUCUUCCGGGGCCCCGUACUCGGUCCGGGAGAUCAGCGCCCGCAUCCGUGAGGUGCUCGAGGACGGAUUUCCCCGGAGCUUUUGGAUCGAGGGGGAACUUUCCCAGGUAAGCCGCCCGCGAAGCGGCCACCUCUACCUGUCCCUUCGCGAAGAAACAACCGUCCUCGAAGCCGUAGCGUGGGCCACCGACGCCCGGAGCUUCGCCUUCAUUCCCGAACCGGGGGACCGGGUUCGCGCCUUCGGCCGGUUGCGCGUUUACGAGGGGAAGAGCCGCUACCAGUUUCAGGUCCAGCGCCUCGAGAAGGCCGGGAUGGGAGCGCUGCUCCAGGAACUCCUGGAAAGGGAGGCCCGCCUCGAGCGCGAAGGCCUGUUCGAUCCCGGAAGGAAACGUCCCCUCCCCUUUCUCCCGCUCCGGAUCGGGCUCCUGACCGCUGCCGGAAGCGACGCCUGGGCCGACUUCACGCGAGCGGCCCGCACCCGCUUUCCCGGGGUCAUGAUCCGGGAACACUUCGCACCGGUACAGGGGCCAAGAGCGCCGGCGGCGCUGGCCGCCGGGAUUCGUGCUCUGGGCCGCGAAGCGCUCGACGUCAUCGUGGUGGCCCGGGGCGGCGGGUCGGUGGAGGAUCUCCUCCCCUUCAGCGACGAGAUCGUGGUGCGCGCCGCGGCCGCCUGCCCCCUGCCGCUCGUCAGCGCGAUCGGCCACGAGGCGAAUCGGCCGCUCCUCGACCGGGUAGCCGAUCGUCGCUGCAGCACGCCCUCGGCGGCAGCUCGGGAAAUCCUCCCCGAGCGGGGCGAUCUGCUCCGGGAGAUCGAGGAUCGCCGGAGGGCGGCCGAAACCGUGGCGCGCCGGGUCCUGAGCGCGGCGCAGGAUCGGGUGGCGACCUUCCUGACGCACCGGGCGACCACGGCGCUGCCCGCGUGGCUCGAGCAGGAACGACAAGGCCGGCAGCAGGAUCGUUCCUUCGCGCUCGCUGCGGCGGAGCGCACGAUCCAGAGCAGACAAGAGCGACUGCGAACGGCCCGUGCGCGGCUCGAACAAAACCACCCGGCCCAGAAACUCGCGGGCCAGUUCGCCCAGUUGAGCCGGCUCCGCGAGCGCCUCGCGGGAUGGCCGCUGCUCCGGGAUCAGGACGAGCGGCUCGAAGCCACGCGGCGCCGGAUUUCCGCCGAACCCCUGCACCGGCUCCUGGAAUUGGAGCGCGCCGCCCUUGCCGACCGCCGUACCCGCCGGCGCUCCUCGCUGGAGAGGUGUCUGGAGCGCCGCUCCUUCACUACCGAGAGAAUCGGCCAGAAUCUGGACGCCCUUGACCCGCGGGGCGUUCUACGGCGCGGCUACAGUCUGGCGCUGGACUCCGGAGGACGCGCGCUCGUUUCCACGAAGACCGUACGCGUUGGCGAUCGGCUACGGUUGCUGCUCGGGGAGGGUGAACUCGGCGCGGCGGUCGAGGAAGUGCGCCCCCCGCACGAACAAGCGGGCACCGGUCCCGCAGCACCCCGUUCCGCGGGGCAGAAUCCCGAAGGAAACCCGUCAUGA